UUUGGUUGGAGGAGGUGUUUUGCUUUUGGCCGUUUAUCAUCUCAUGUUAGCCAUUUCUGGUUAGCACCGCUGCAGGAGUAGCAUAUAGCAGUAAUAAACAAGCUACUAUGGCACAGGCAGCUCAGGCAGCUCAGGCUACUGUCUUCGACGCAAACAACUCUCAGAUCCAGGUGGAGCACGAUAAAAAACGUCGUCAGUUUGUUAUAAGACUAAAUGGAUCUCAUGAUCGUGCAGUUCUUCUGUAUGAAUAUGUAGGGAAGAAGACGGUGGACUUGCAACACACGGAAGUUCCAGAUGCUUACAGAGGGAGAGGAAUAGCCAAACACCUGGCCAAGGCAGCCAUGGAUUUUGUGGUGGAAGAGGAUCUGAAAGCCCACUUGACCUGCUGGUACAUUCAGAAAUACGUCAAAGAGAAUCCUCAGCCUCAGUACUUUGAACACAUUUAUCAAUGACCCUGCAUGGCUCCGACAGAGACGAGAAGGAGAAAGAGACUCCCGGGGGAUAAAUACUGUGUGGCUUUGGAGUUACAGGCUGACAUACAACAAAGGACCUUCUAGGCAUUGUUAAACAUGACAUCGAGUGACUCCAGAGACAACUGAUCUCGCGGCAAAGACGCCCCAUGAGCUGAACGUUGGGUCUACGGGUCAGUAACACGGGGGAUACACACUCACCAGAAACAGGAAGUGAAUCAGCUGGUCACUACUUGUAACAACAUGAGCAAAUAAACUAACCAAAGGUGAAGCCUGUUACCUCAGACAGAAACAUUCAGGAUGCUGACUGGAAGCAAAGGUUAGGCCUGCAAUGAGAACACACGUGAGUCAAAUCUUCCGUUGCAAAUUACCCGUCCUCCUUAUGGUCUCGCUGGUUGUGAGCAGCGCUACAAGAUGACCGACCCAGGUGUCUUUCUCCAUGAUAAGCAAUGGUGGCUUCACUGUUGCUCAAACGGUGAUGACUUUUAUAUUUUUUAACCCCUUUUGAUAUUCUUUGGCUUUAUUUUUGUUAUUUUUUUUGUCAAUUUGCUUACCCUCUUCUCUUAGAAAUAGUGUUUCUAGGGCUGAAAUGCUAAUUUAGAAGACUGAAUGAAUCUUCGGAACAUCAUGCUACUUAAAAGAGGUAUUUUUUUCUAGGUAAUUGCAACGAGGUAUAGGCAAACAUUUGGUGGGUACUGGGUAAUUAUAUAUAUAUAUAUAUAUAUAUAUAUAUAUAUAUAUAUAUAUAUAUAUAUAUAUAUAUAUAUAUAUAUAUAUAUAUAUAAUAUAUACAUAUAUAUGUAUAUAUAUACAUAUAUAUACAUAUAUAUACAUAUAUAUAUUGUAUAUAUAAUCUGUAUUUUGAAGACAUUUAUUUUCCUCAAAUCUCAAUUUGGUUCCACUGUUACUCUAUCAACUUCCAUUCUUCCGAGUAACAGAAAUCAUAAAUUGAUUAGUCAAAGAUGCAGGGAUUUGUAAACCAAAGAACACAAACUGAGGAUGUCUAACUCUGAAGACAAAACUCAUUUUCUCCAUCGUACGUGUUAAAUAUUACAUACACGCAUGUGAUAAAUUGGGUCUGGAGCUUGUCACUGUGUGGUACGACACCUCGGUGUGGAUAUGGAUAAAUAAAUAUCUGCUCAAACCAGCAUUUCAAACACAGCACUGUUACAUUCAGGGCAUUUACAUUGUAUGGUGUCCACCAUCCUUUGUUCUGUCUUUCAGGAAAAUGACACUGGAUGGUCGAAGCUUGUAUUUUCUUGUCAUUUAAUCUGUUUUAUUGUAGUUUUUUUUUCUCAUACCCACAAGGCUGCUUUCACCAGCUGAUGUAAAAUGAUAAAGGUCACCAUGGAAGAAUUUUUUUACUGAAAAAAACAAAACAGGUUUCCCUUUUUUGGUUCUUCAGGAGCUUUUGCUGUUGACAAUCUUCAGUGUUGAGGAGAAUAAUCCCUCAGGUUACUCAACACACUCUGGCAGGACACACAUCAACAUGCAAGGCAGACUCUCUGUAUCUGUUCUAGUCACUUAGAGGUCAUUGCAGGAAACUGCUUUCCCUUUUGUAAAGCUUUCCUUUAGGUGAGACACACCUAUUGAUAGGCCAUAAUAUCCAAUGUGUUAUUUCAUUUUUUUUUGUGUUUAUGUUUAUAUUUGUGUGUUUUCUUGAAAGGAAACAAAUGUCUGACCGUUUUGAGCAGGUGGCUCUCCCAAAAUGUACCAGUUCUUGUUAUAUUGUUUUGUGCUUGAAACUUUUUUUUCCAUUCUUGUUGUCUAUAAAUAAAUAAAACAAUACUCAUCACAUUA
Molecule: messenger RNA, 2270 nt
Organism: Sebastes umbrosus (honeycomb rockfish)
Lineage: Eukaryota; Metazoa; Chordata; Actinopteri; Perciformes; Sebastidae
Gene: natd1
Product: protein NATD1
Exons: 3
Coding region: 108-452 (114 amino acids)
Source: RefSeq, a predicted model, not a curated record